AGGCCUGUGGACGCGUCCAAUCCGCGUCGCCAUUCACCCUCACCCUGGCCGAGGGCCAGAUAGUGGCCUCCUGUGAGGAGUCAGGUAUAUAUACACGGCUGCAGUCGCCUAGUACUUGCGUGCUACUGUCUCAUUUGCCCUACGACGUAUCUGCCUAAGGUUCUUUUCGAGUCGUCUACUUGCCUACUCAGUUUCGUAUGCUUGCUGCCUACACACUGCACAUAUAAGUAUCAACAACAUCUCUCCGCACAGUACCGCACUCUUCAUAUUUCAUCAUGUUCUCAUCAAACCGCACACGUCACCAGGAAGGCAGCUUUUCGAAACAUCGCGCAACCAAGUCUAAAUCACACAAGAAGAACCCCUCGUUCAGGGAUUCGCCGAGGAGAGUAGAGAGGCUAGCACAACAUGCCCAGGCAUCAUCACCACAAUCGAAUCAAACAUCGCCGUCGCUAGGCAGUGCCAUCAUCACCAUAUCCGUCGGCCGCGAACAGCGACUCUUCGCAGCGCACGAAGAUGUCCUAUCUCACUCUCCUUGGUUUCAAACCCUCUGUAGCGGCCAGUUCUUUCAGACUACCAACAAGCGCAUCGACCUACCUGACGAAGAACCCGAAGUCUUCUCAUCGAUUCUUGAGUAUCUCUACAAGGGCGACUACUACCCGCGCAUGGAGUACGACAAGAAACGAAACAGCUGGAAUCUUGAAGACGGCGGCAACACCAACAAUACACAUGAAGCUGUCGUCCAGUCCUCGGUCGGACCGAUACUGAAAGAUACCGUCAUUUACUGUCAAGCUGACAAGUACGGGUUACAAGAACUAAAAAAGCUUGCGUUGAAGAAGCAAGGUCUCCAGUCAGGCAUUCAGUGCUCGACUAUUCUGACAUCUGCCCGUUAUGCCUACGCCAACACUCCUGACAACGAUUCGAAGCUCCGUGCACACUACCUCGCGCUCAUCAUCCGAGCCAGACACACCUUCAAGCGCAGCGGCACUAUGCAGAAUGAGAUGGAGAACGGCGGCAAGCUCUUCUUCGACUUGUUCGUUGCCAUGGUUAACCACAUGGACGACCUGUCAUCACCUUCAAUCCGCUGAAGCUUUCCGCUUACAGCAGCCCCACUUCCUUGGAUCCGACUAAUGAUUUCACUUGUCUGUCUUUUCUUGCUCUUCUUGUACAUACACUUUCCGUUUGAGCCUCGCGGCUAUGCCUCAUCUCUUUACUGGGCUCUUCUUCGGUUACGGUCUUGAUCCUGCACGGCGUUACAGUUUGAACAUACCUUUCUGGCACUCACUCACGCCACUGUUGUACUACUAUACUUAUCUCUUUGCCUAGGUUGGGUUUCAUUUGACUUUCGCGCCUUCUGCAUUGGCCUUGAAGUUGCCUCGAUAUGCAGGCCUUCGUCACAUCGGUUUGACUCUCAAGACACAAAAUUAUCGUGGGUGACCAUCGUCACUCGAUUAUUCUGCGUUUAUCUUCCUCUUAGUCUCUAUAUUUCGCGUCUGAGGUAUUCUUUUUUGCAGCAGGGCUGCACCAAAUUG
This is a messenger RNA of Alternaria alternata, 1529 nucleotides long. RefSeq lists its product as hypothetical. The transcript has 2 exons. The record is from RefSeq and is a predicted model, not a curated record. The coding region runs from base 276 to 1085 and encodes 269 amino acids. Lineage: Eukaryota; Fungi; Ascomycota; Dothideomycetes; Pleosporales; Pleosporaceae. Gene Ontology annotation, molecular function: protein binding.